UUCCUUAGAAAAUAAUGGUUGUAGAUUCUAAAGAUGACGAAAAGAUGACCACACUUUAACAUUAUUAUGACUCUUCCAUUUCUCUUUCCUUGUUGAAAAGCCUCAUAACAUUUCUCCACUUUUCGGAAUUUUUUUUUGUGUGUAUGAAAAUAGAAAUGAAGGGAAAAGGAGAUGAAGAAGCCGAUAUUGAUCGGCUGCCUGUAGAUUUAUUGGCACAUAUAUUCUCUCUCUUCACUUCCUUCAAAGACUUGGCUCAGGGUAGCGGCGUGUGUAGAAAAUGGAGGCAGGGAGUGAUGGAAUCUCUGGCUCGGAAGGAAUCGCUGAGUUUCUCUGGCUGGAAAAUGGACGACGACUCCACCACUCGACUCGUUCAUCUAGCCUAUAGCCUCAAGGAGCUCGACAUAUCAAGGAGCCGUUGGGGCUGCCAAAUUACUGAUCAUGGACUGAAGCAGUUGUCUACGGCGAAAUGCAUUGCCAAACUGUCUUCGAUUUCUAUGUGGGGUUCGACAGGAAUUACAGAUAAAGGAGUUGUGCAAAUGAUUUCUAGGGCAACUUCACUGCAUCACCUCAACAUUGGUGGCACAUUCAUUACAGACGUGUCCCUCUUCGCCAUUGCAGAUAGUUGUCCUCAUCUCAAGACUAUCGUCUUGUGGGGUUGUCGUCAUGUAACUGGGGACGGGCUUCUUGCUCUUGUCAACAAGUGUCGUAAACUAGAGUCCAUAAAUGUGUGGGGAAUGAGGGUGCCUUUGGACUGCUUCAUCGGCUUGCUUACUAUCAGCCCGGCUCUUCAAAUACGGCCUAAAGGGAUAGUGAUGCACGACGAAACUCUCCAUGCAUGGCCUGUCUAUUGAGGGAUUACACACAACUGCAUUCUGCUUCUCAAACUCCAUUGUUGGUGAAAAUUGUCAAAGCUUGCAUUAUCCAGGGUAAGUUAUCUCUGUAUUUAUUGAUAUGAUAAAUAAAAGAAACAUUAUUGUUCCUUCACUUCAUAAGAAAGGCAUGCUGAGGUUGCUUGUACCAUUUUAUCUUUGUAUGUAUAGAUUGAUUUGUAUGUACAGAUUGCUUUGUGAGAUGUCAAUAUAUUGAAGGCAUUGUGAAGAACUUAUUAGAAAA
Salvia miltiorrhiza (redroot sage) is the source of this 1113-nucleotide messenger RNA. RefSeq names its product F-box protein At5g67140. The coding region runs from base 144 to 851 and encodes 235 amino acids. The record is from RefSeq and is a predicted model, not a curated record. Gene Ontology annotation, cellular component: SCF ubiquitin ligase complex. Gene Ontology annotation, biological process: SCF-dependent proteasomal ubiquitin-dependent protein catabolic process. Gene Ontology annotation, molecular function: protein binding. Lineage: Eukaryota; Viridiplantae; Streptophyta; Magnoliopsida; Lamiales; Lamiaceae. The transcript has 5 exons.